UUGCUCUUCGAUGUUGACCGGAAUCCCGUUCUGCACUCAGUUCUCAAAACUCUCUUCUACAGACAAUUCUGCGCGGGAGAGUCGCCAGAAGAGACUAAGAACACGAUGAGGCAUCUGAGAUUUAUGGGGUUCCGUGGCACAAUUCUCACUUAUGCUAAGGAAACCGUAUUCGAUUCUAAGACCAACACCGCCCACGGUCUUGGUAUCGAAGCUGAGGAGGAGUCCAAGUCGGGAAGGUGUUCAAACAUUGAGUCCUGGAGGAAAGGAGCGUUGGAGACUGUGGACUUGCUUGGAGAUGGAGACCAGCUGGCUUUGAAGCUUACCGGCGCCGGACAAAAGGUGACUACAGCUUUCGCAAACGACGAGAUGCCCCCGCAGCAGAUGAUGGAUGCUCUUGACGAGGUCUGCAUCCGCUGCAAGGACCGCGGCAUCCGUCUGCUGCUCGACGCCGAAUCUCAACACUUCCAAUGGGGCAUCUUCAGAGCUGGUCUCGAACUCAUGCGCAAGUACAACCGCGACGGCUACGCCACAGUCUACCAGACCUACCAAGCAUACCUGAAAAGCACCCCGGCAACUCUGGCUAAGCAUCUCGAACUGGCAAACAACGAAGGCUUCACGCUCGGCUUGAAACUCGUCAGAGGCGCCUACAUCGGCUCCGACGAGAGGUCCCUGAUCCACGACACCAAGCAGGACACCGACGACGCCUACAACAUGAUCGCCCAGGGAGCCCUCAAGCGCCAGAUCGGCGAGUACGGUGCCCCGGGAGGCAAGCCGUUCCCGUCCCUCAACCUCUUCCUCGCCAGCCACAACAAGCACAGCGUCGUCACGGCCCACAAGCUGCACCAGCAGAGGAUGAAGGACGGCCUGCCGACGGUCCCGGUCGGUUUCGCGCAGCUCCAGGGUAUGUCGGACGAGGUCAGCUUUGCGUUGCUGCAGCUCAAGGACGGCUCGGACCCGUCGCCGCAGGUGUGGAAGUGCUCGACGUGGGGAAGCAUGGGGGAGUGCGUGGCGUAUCUCUUGCGUAGGGCGGUGGAGAACCGGGAUGCGGUCUCGAGGACGGUGGACGAGUAUGCGGCGCUGAAGGCGGAGUUGGGCAGACGACUGCGCAACACGGCCACGAUGGCAGAACUGAAGGACAUCACUUUAUGCAUCCUGGGUUGCGGAAACCUAGGCAUUCCCAUCUUGAAAGCACUGUACGAUGCUUCGAACGCCGAGAAUUACACACUGCCCAUCACCAAAUUCAUUGCAUGUGUCCGGAGCGAACAAUCAGAGAAAUCCCUGAAAGAAAAAUUCCCAAAUGCCGGAGAGAAACUGCGAGUCUCGAGGGGAGACAACCUCGCCGUUUUGAAAGAGUCACAAGUCGUCAUCCUCGGAGUUGACCCUGGCGACGUGGAGUUGGUUCUUUCUCAACCCAAUACCGCCGACGCCUUGAAAGACAAGCUCCUCAUCAGCGUUGCCGCGGGAUGGUCCAGAGGAAAGUUGGAAGCAACCCUGUAUGGCAGCGAGACUACGGCCGAGAAUACUGAGGGCAGAGCUUGGGUGGUGCGGACUCUUCCUAACAUCGCCGCGAUGGUGUCCCAGUCCCUCACUGCGAUCGAAAUCUCGGAUCCCCCGGUCCCAGCCCCCUAUAUGGAACUCACUGAAGCUAUCUUUGAGAGGAUAGGAAAAGCGGUUAAGAUUUCACCGAAGCUGAUGAACGCUACCACCGCGGUCGGAGGGUCCACUCCGGCAUUCUGGGGCGUUAUUUGCGACGCGAUGAUCGAUGCCGCGGUUGCGGUCGGAGUGCCUAGAAAUCUGGCCUCUACUAUGAUCUUCCAGUCCAUGUUGGGUAGUGCGACUCUCAUGCAAAAUGGACUGCAUCCAUCUUUGUUGAGAGAUCAAGGUACCUCACCUGAAGGAUGCACAAUUGGUGGCUUGAUGGUUCUGGAGGAGGGAGCUGUUCGGGGGCACAUUGGAAGAGCACUUAGAGAAGCGGUUACUUUGGCCAGGUUGAUGGAAACACAAGAUCACGUCAAUGACACAAGACGUCCGUAG
Messenger RNA from Colletotrichum karsti, 2034 nucleotides. Its product is annotated as putative pyrroline-5-carboxylate reductase protein. Gene Ontology annotation, molecular function: FAD binding; pyrroline-5-carboxylate reductase activity; proline dehydrogenase activity. Gene Ontology annotation, cellular component: mitochondrion. The transcript is spliced from 4 exons. The record is from RefSeq and is a predicted model, not a curated record. Lineage: Eukaryota; Fungi; Ascomycota; Sordariomycetes; Glomerellales; Glomerellaceae.